Anarrhichthys ocellatus (wolf-eel) is the source of this 580-nucleotide messenger RNA. Its product is annotated as cystatin-B-like. Gene Ontology annotation, cellular component: cytosol. The transcript is spliced from 3 exons. Gene Ontology annotation, molecular function: cysteine-type endopeptidase inhibitor activity. The coding region runs from base 96 to 395 and encodes 99 amino acids. Lineage: Eukaryota; Metazoa; Chordata; Actinopteri; Perciformes; Anarhichadidae. The record is from RefSeq and is a predicted model, not a curated record.
CCUGAACGCCUCGCGGACACAAACCAUGGAUAUAUAGAAGGGAAGUAACGUUUUCUGUCGUCUUUUCGCUAAUUCUCGCCACUAAAACUGUCAUAAUGAUGUGCGGAGGGACUGGCUCGGUAGCUGCUGCUACCGAAGAAAUUCAGACGAUCUGUGACAGCGUAAAGGCCGCUGCAGAGGAAAAAGCAGGGAAAACCUAUGACGUGUUUACAGCCAAGAGCUACACGUCUCAGGUAGUGGCCGGGACCAACUACUUCAUCAAGGUCCAUGUGGGAGGACACGAGCAUGUUCACCUCCGUGUUUGGAAAAAGCUCCCACAUACUGGAGGAGGGUUAGAGUUAUCUAAUAUGCAGCAGUCCAAGUGCCAGGAGGACCCUGUUGAAUACUUCGAAUAGGAUCCUAAACCAAACACAGCUUCAUUAUAAUCGGUUAUGAUCAAAUUAUCCUGGCUCAGUAUAUAAAACAAUGCUUAUGCAGUUUCCACUCCUAAUAUGUUACAACAUGCUGUAGAUCAUGAUGUAAAGAGCAUGUAAAAAUGUAACUUUUGUACAACAUUAAAGAAUAAAUGAAUCAGAUUUGU